UUAUACGUCAUCAUCAGGAGCCGGAAGUGAAACGCGCGUUAUUUUGAAUACAAAGAAAAACAAACAGACGGGAGCUUUAUUUUCAAUCUUUAAAACCGUAAACUAACACAUUCAAGCAACCAAAACAUGUCAAAGAAAGCACCGAGAGCGGCCCUGAAGCUCCAAAUGAAGAAGAACACUAAUAUACGGAUAGGAAAAAACGCAGACUUGAUGGCCCAGCUCAACCUCCUGGUUCUCCUGCAUCGUCUAGCGAAAGAGUCCAGGGUGAAAGCCUUUGAGGAGAAAUCAGCAACCAUCAAAGUUCACCACGUCAGAGCUGUUGCGAAGAAACUGUUAAAGAGCACACGUGGAUAACGUGGAUGACGGGAGCUCCCCAUCACACCCCUUUAUUCGUUCAGCAUUCACCCUGUGACCUAGAAUUUACUUAAAGACUUCAGAAUGUGUGAGCUACAUAUGUGGACUGUCUAAGAUGAACAUUUUACUUUUAUUCUUGCCUUAGAACUUUUAUGUCCGUAAUGGAGUUUAUGUUGCCUUGUCUCAGCGUUGUUCCCAUUAUUAGGCUGGGAUCCAUGAUCAAUUUCUCUUGCUUCUAGUUUUGUAUAAAUCAUGUAUGAUGGACAGUAUCUAGCUAUGAUAUCUACAGUGACACAUGUGUCCCUCAUCUCUUUAGAUUGUAUUAUGUCUUAAUACCUGUUAAUAAACAGUUUGUACCACUUGUAA
Molecule: messenger RNA, 720 nt
Organism: Carassius auratus (goldfish)
Lineage: Eukaryota; Metazoa; Chordata; Actinopteri; Cypriniformes; Cyprinidae
Product: centromere protein W-like
Exons: 3
Coding region: 127-354 (75 amino acids)
Biological process (GO): mitotic cell cycle; chromosome segregation; kinetochore assembly
Cellular component (GO): nucleoplasm; kinetochore
Molecular function (GO): DNA binding; protein heterodimerization activity
Source: RefSeq, a predicted model, not a curated record